Ostrea edulis (European flat oyster) is the source of this 7667-nucleotide messenger RNA. RefSeq lists its product as uncharacterized. NCBI's taxonomy places the organism in Eukaryota, Metazoa, Mollusca, Bivalvia, Ostreida, Ostreidae. Gene Ontology annotation, biological process: translational initiation. The transcript is spliced from 29 exons. The coding region runs from base 100 to 6165 and encodes 2021 amino acids. Gene Ontology annotation, cellular component: cytoplasm; eukaryotic translation initiation factor 3 complex. The record is from RefSeq and is a predicted model, not a curated record. Gene Ontology annotation, molecular function: translation initiation factor activity; protein binding.
AGUUUUUACUCAUUUAAAAGGCAAAUAUAUUAACUCCGGAAGUCUUUUGCAGUGGAGGUAAAAAUAUAACGUCCAUUUUACAGUGCAAAAUUGCGGGAAAUGGAAAAGUUUAUGGAAAAUGUGGAUAGUCAGAAAUGGGCAAAAGUUUACAGUUUAUACGAAAGGGGAAUGAAACUGAAGAUAGAAAAAAUGAAAACUGAUAAAGGAAAGGAAUUAAAGGCAUUAGAUAUAUGGUUCCAGAAAGAAUUACCCUCAGAUAUUCAAGAUAGAAAAGAUAAAUACAUCAGUAAAGAAGAGCUAUGUAACCUGAUGAAGUGGAAACUCAGUAGAGGUAAAUUUCGUCCUCGACUCCAACAAAUGGUGGAAUCGAAUCCUGAAGAAACAGUGAUAUCAGCCAGCAAGAGGGCAUUUAAGGUUUUGCCAAACUUGAAAAAGGCCAUUGAGGAACUCACAAUUUUAAAAGCUGUAGGCCCAGCAACUGCUUCUGCUGUGUUAGCAGCAGGUGCCCCUGACCAGGCAGCUUUCAUGGCAGACGAGAGUAUGCAGGCUUUACCAGGACUACAGCCCCUGCAGUACACUCUGGGAUUUUACUUGCAAUAUAUGGAUAAAAUCAAAGAGCUUGUUAAAGCACUUCAGAAAGAGGACAAAGACUGGACUCCUCACCAGGUAGAGUUGACUUUAUGGACCUACCAGUACUUGAAGCAAGCAAACCCAGCUUUACUUGCAGAUGUUCUGGAGGGCCCAACCAAGCGCAAACAGGAGGAGACCAAAGGCGAUAUCAAACAUAGGCAGAUUCAUGGCAGAAAUGCAUCAAAGCUGGAAGCACCUACUUUGGAAAAAAAAAGAAAAACCUGGAAACCCACUUUGAUUUAUAGAAGCCGGUUCCGCCAUCUUUGUUGGAUCACGUUGUCAGUAAAGUUCAGUAUGGCACACUUCAAUCCUCCUCAAAUACAGGACAAUCCAAGUGGCUGGGGUCCUUGUGCAAUUCCAGAUCAGUUUAAAGACUUGCCAUAUCAACCUUUUUCCAAAGGAGAUCGUCUUGGAAAGGUAUCUGAUUGGACGGGUGCGACUUACCAGGACAAGCGACAUCUAGGAAAAUAUUCAUCUGCAUUUGGUGGUGGUGCGAGCCAGUAUGCGUAUUAUCAUGAAGAGGAUGAGAACAGCUUCCAACUGGUGGACACAUCAAAGAUUCAAAAGCCACAAUACCAGAGAGGUCGCAGAGUUUUCCAACAGAACAAACAGAGGAGAGAACGUGAGAGGAGACAGCAGCAGAACCAGGCUAACAUGCAGGUGCUCUCCAAAUUGCAGAAGAGCAGGGAGAGAGACAGGCAGAGACAGUUGAGAAAGUGGCAGAAACAAUUUGGAAAACAAAUGCAAGAAAACAGGAACAAGGCUCCCCUGAAGAACAGAGAUGCCUCUGUUCAGGUCAAGGACAGCUGGCAGGUGGUAGAGGAAAUGGACUUCCCCCGACUGACAAAGCUCAGUUUGCCAUCAGUGGAUGACGGAGAGGACCUAUUGAAGUGUGGCAGUAUGGAAUACUAUGAUAAGCAGUAUGAUAGAGUGACAACAAAGAAUGAAAAACGAAUGAAGAGGAUAGACCGAGUGUUCCACAAAGUCACCACUACUGAUGAUCCCAUCAUUAGACAGCUUGCUAAGUCCAGUGGUAAUGUGUUUGCCACUGAUGCCAUUCUGGCCACACUGAUGUGUUCCACUAGGUCUGUUUACUCCUGGGACAUUAUCGUACAACGUGUUGGAAACAAACUGUUCUUCGACAAGCGAGAUGACUCAGAAUUUGACCUGCUCUCUGUGAGUGAGACGGCCACAGAGCCGCCUCAGGAUGAGGGGAACAGCAUCAACUCCCCUAGGAACCUCGCCCUGGAAGCAACCUUCAUUAACCACAAUUUCUCUCAGCAAGUCCUCAGAAUGGGGGAUGAAAAAUACAGCUUUCAGAAAACCAAUCCCUUUGUUCAAAAUGAUGAAGUGUCAAAUAUAGCAUCAGUUGGUUAUAGGUACCGUAAGUUUAAGCUUGGGAAUGACAUAGAAUUAAUCUGUCGCUGCGAACAUGAUGCUGUACUGAUGGGCCCCAAUGGAGAACUCCAAUUUAUUAAUAUAAAAACACUCAAUGAAUGGGACUCUAGGUAUAGCGGUGGUGUGGAUUGGAGAAGCCGUCUAGACAACCAGAGAGGAGCUGUACUGGCGACAGAGUUGAAAAACAACAGCUGUAAACUGGCCAAAUGGACUGUCUGCUCACUACUAGCAGGAUCAGACCAAAUUAAAUUUGGCUAUGUUUCUCGAUUGCAUCACCGAGACACUAGUAAGCACGUUAUUCUGGGGACACAACAGUUUAAACCCAUAGAGUUCGCUAAUCAAAUUAAUCUCAACAUGGAGAAUGCCUGGGGUGUACUUAGAUGUAUGAUAGACACCUGCAUGAAACUCAAAGAGGGAAAGUACCUCAUCAUGAAAGAUCCUAACAAGCUGCCAGUCAGUAUGAAUCAGUAUCCAGCUGGGUUACUGCCCAUGAUGGUUCCACAGCCAUACAUGAUGGCUGUGCGGUUACCACAAGGAGUUCAACCACAGCGAGCCCAGGCUGCUUUAGGGCAGGCAGCGUUGAGUCAAACAGCAUUAGGAACAACAGCUUUAGGCCCAGGUGGUAUUGUUAGCCAAGCAGCUCUAGGACAGACUGCCUUAAGCCAGGCUGCUUUUAGUCAGAGUGCUAUUGGACAAACGGGAGUCAGUCCUGCUCUCGUAGCACAGGCUGCAAUGGGACAAACUGCUCUAGGACAAACAGCACUGGGGCAGACUGCACUCGGGCAUAAUGCAUUAGGUCAGACAGCACUAGGACAGACAGCUCUAGGACAAACAGCACUAGGACAAACAGCUCUAGGACAAACAGCUCUAGGACAGAGUAUGUAUGGUCAGGCAGCUUUAGGAGGACCUACAGCUUUAGGUCACUCAGCAUUCCUUCCCGGUUUACCCCUGGCAGCAACUCAGAGAUUUGCAGCUGCUCCGUCACACGGUGGUUUACAGGCUUUGUCCUUGAGCUCAGCAGCUCAAGGUCUUGCACAACAUCCACAAAUGUUACAACUUGAUCCCAAUGCUGCACUUAAGAUUGCUUAUGCAGAUGGUGGACGAGCAGCAAGUCUGGCAGGUAUGUAUGGUAUGGGAGAAAUGAUGCACCAAGCAGAAACCGAGGCAUCAGAGAAAUCCAUUGUAAUGUUAGAUGACUACAACAGUGAUCUACAUCUGGUGCUGGAUGAUGAUGGAUACGGUGCUCAUCCAUUGUCUGACCCUUCAGCUUUCUGCUUUUGUUGGUCUGGAGUCAAGGCCACUCAUGGAGUUUAUCGGGGCAAGGCAUACUAUGAGAUUCAAGUGACAGAGCACCAACAGACUGACUUUGGCACUGAUCACCAGGAGAAAGAUCCCCACAUCAUCAGGGUGGGCUGGUCACUUGAAGAGUGCUCUCUUCAACUUGGAGAGGAGCCUUAUUCUUAUGGGUAUGGAGGAACUGGGAAAUUUUCACAAAACUGCAAGUUUAUUACUUAUGGUGAGAAAUUUGGACAGGGGGAUGUGAUUGGUGCAUUGCUAGAUAUGGACAGUCAGCCACCUACGAUAUCGUACAUGAAGAAUGGCCAGUGGUUAGGAAUAGCUCACACACUGCAUGGGUUUACCCCAGGCAUCAAAGAAAAAGCUUUGUUUCCACACAUACUGACCAAGAACUCAAGAUUCCGCAUGAAUCUUGGACAAGAAGGUACAUGGUAUCCACCUCCUCAAGGAUACAAUUAUGUGCAGCAGGUCCUAGAGAAAGUGAAAAGCAUGGAUGCUCCAGAGAAAAAGAAUGAAUGUGAGAUGAUUAUGAUAAUUGGUUUACCGGGUGCAGGGAAGACAACUCUGGCAGAAAACAUGAAAAAGAGUUAUCCAGAGAAGAGAUAUAAUAUCAUUGGUACAGACACACUGAUAGACAAGAUGAAAGUGAUGGGACUGCCUAGGAAGAACAAUUACCAUGGUCGGUGGGAAGUCCUUAUUGACAGGGCCACAAAAGCUCUCAACAAACUUUUUGAGAUUGCAAAAAGUAAAAGCAGAAACUACAUAUUGGAUCAAACUAAUGUAUACCAAUCGGCAAGAAAAAGGAAGAUGAAAAAUUUUUCUGGAUUUUUCCGACGAGCAAUGAUAGUUCAGCCAGAUGAUGCUGAAUUGAUGAGAAGAUCUGAGAAACGGACAGUUGAAGAUGGAAAAUUUGUGCCCGAAUCUGCCGUCAUGGAGAUGAAGUCUAACUUCAAACUGCCUGAGGAUAAUGAUCCCCUGUUUGAUAGCAUUGAGUAUGUGGAACUACAAAAGAGGGAUGUCCAGGCAGUCAUAGAAAGGUACAAUAUUGAUGGAGCAUCCCGUGGUCAGCCUGGUCGAUUUGGUCAAAAACCUUUCCAACCACCUGCUGACAUGCGCCAGGGUGGCUCAUUUACAAACCAAGCAAGUAAUGCCCCACCAUUACCUCAAACUAAAUAUGGAGAUCGAUUUCAACAAAGUGUCUACAACCAAGGUCAGGAUUAUGGCCAGCAGAGCAGAACCAGGGAUUUUGAGAGGCAUGGAAAGCAUACAGCACCUGCUGGAAGGGAUAGUGAACCUCCAGAGAAAAGGGGUAGGUUUGAAAGCAGUGGGAAUUCUAGUGCUUUGGACUUACUCAAACAAGAGUAUGAGGACGAUGAACCGCCACAGCCCCCAAUGGCAGCUUUUGUGCAAGGGAAAGAAAUUAAACAGGAGUCCCAAUGGGCCAGAGCCACUGCCCCUUUUGGAAUUGAUCCCCAGCAAUUAAAUACACAGAGUAUAUUAGGCCUUCCACCUGGUCACCUUCUGGCGGGACAGCCAGUGGCCUUUGGUGGUUCCAACCUUCAGCUGAUUAGUUCUGCAGGGCUAGCUGGUGCAACGGAACGAGCAGCGGUAAUCCCAGGGUAUGGCCAGGCCUUUGCUCAUGUUGCCGCAUCUCAACCAGACCUAGUUAAAGGUUUGCAGGAAAAAAGAAAUCUAGCAGAAGCUGCAAUAAGAGCAGAAGCUGCUAAUGCACUUCUAGCACAACAUACUGCAGCAAAUCAGGCACAUCUUGCUGAAACUUUGAAAAACUGGCAAAACCAAAGCCAACAACAUAGCAAUAGCAGACCAAAUAGCAGUGGAGGCUUCAAUGAUCAACAGGGAAGAGCGCGGCCUCAUUCCAAUCCCUCUCAAGGCUCAGGAUUUAGUAGAUCAAAUGAUCAAUUUUCUUAUAAUCAGACUAAACCAUCCAGAGAUCAAGCUAGGCCCAGUAGUGCAGAACAAAGAGAUAACUUUGGUAGAGGGAAAAAUUACGGACAAGACGCUAAUCAAAAUCAAUAUGGUAGUUCAGACUUUGAUAAAACCUCAUCAGACGCGGCCCAAAACAAUGACAAACGAAGACGAGAAAGGAAAAGACCAAGUAAGUGGGAUAAUCCUGAGGACAGUAAUACUACAGCAGCUGCUGAAAGUGGAGUUAGUCAAGAGGUAAUGGCCAAGGUUCAGGCUAUCCAGCAAAGUAUUCAGCGGCAACAUGAACAACAAGAGUCUCAUGGCUCAGAGGGUGGUCAGUCAACAGUACCCUCUGAUGAGGACAAUAAGUCAAAUAAAUGGCCGGAAAAUCAAGAUAAUAAUCAGUUCUCAGGUAAUUUUGGUGGACCCAAAAUGGAUGGAGGUAGUUUCCCUCCUCAGCGUGGAGGAUUUGGUGGUCGACCCCCAAGACCCAUGAUGGGUAGAGGUGGACCACCAGGUCAAAGACCCCCACUACCAUUCAGACCGCCUGGUCCGAUGGGAGACCGAUUUCCCCGCCCAGAUGGAUUCCUCCCAAGACCUGAUGGAUUUGGAGGUCCACGUUUUGGAGGAAGAGGACCUCAUCCAGAUCAGAGAUUUGGAGGACCCGGAAGAGGUGGCCCACCGGGUCCUCCCCCUGGAGGCCCCCCUGGACCCCCUCCUCCAGGUGGCCUACCCGGACCCCCAGGCCCUCCUUUCAGACCACGUGGUCCACUGGGUGAUCAAGGUGGUAUGAGAGGUGGGAGACCACAUUUUGGAGGAAGAGGUCCUCCUCCUUUUGGUGGAAGAGGUGGAGGAAUGCCAAUGAGACCACCUCCCAGAGGAGGUCACCAUGGAGGAAGAUGGCCAAGACCAUAAAUGAAUGUUAAGGAUAUUUUUACGAUGAUGUUAUUAUUCAGUGGCAAAUCACAUAGCCAUAGGAGGAGUAUUAAAGUGUUUUCAGCUUGGCUGUUUUAUUUUUUGUGAUGAACAUAAGGAAACCCAUUUUUAAACAAAGCAUCUUUUCAUUGUCCCUGAAAGGAGGACACAAUGGAUUAGUUCUGAUUAUCCUCUUUUUACUAAUCCAUUUUAGAAAUAACUUUCUUUCAUUAAACAUGUUCUGUAGCAGAUAUUUGUUUUCAGCAGGUAGCAGAAAUGUUACUAAAAUUAAUCCCAUGAUUGUGUUUUAUCCCAUCAGUGAUGAUUAAACCUUUUAUAAUAGAUAUUUUUGUCAAAGAUAAAAUAUUAAAUAUUACAUAUUAAAGUGCUAAAUCUAAUCCUAUUAAAUGGUAAUGACAUCAUGAGUUUCUUUGAAAUGUUAUUAGCAGAUUAUCAAAUUUUGAUGAACGAUGAAAGCAGUAAAUAUGAAGAAGCCUGUGAUUUUUCUACACCAGUAAAUUUUUGGGGGGAAAUUUUGCUUAACAGGAUAUGUGAAUUAAUUCUUGAAUGUAUACAUCAGUUCUUUAAGAUGGUCAGAUUUCUGGAAUGUCCAUGGAGAGGAGAUGCUAGGUGUUUAUUUGUACUUUUGUAGCUCAAGGUUUCCUUUCAGGUACUCGGAUCAUUAUUUAUAAAUGUUAUUUCCAGUAUGAUGUUAAAAUAUUUUAAAGCUAAAAUUGUUUGCAUCUGUCAUAUUUGUAUUAUGAUGAUCUGUAUAGAAUCAGGGUGACUCAGAGUUAGUUUACAGCUGCUUUUAUCUAGACAUUAUGCUUUUAUGUAGUCCAAGGCCUCUUCACGUCCUAUUUGAACAUGUAUAAAGUAGGCAUCCUCUUUCAGAUGCUUUAUUUUGCAUGUACAGGUUGUGGAUUGAGUAUUAUGUCUCACAAUUUGAAAAAAGGACUUAAUUUUAUGUUUACUUUUUAUAAAAGUGCAUCAUAGAUCUGAACGUAAUGACUCUAUCAAAAAUUAUGUUUUCAGAAGGUUUUACAUAAAUGAAAUAAUACAAGUUAAAUGAAAAUGUAAUUAAUUUUUUCCUUUAAGAUAUUUUUGAAAAUGAAGUUAUUCUAGGAGGGGGGGUGUUCAUUAUUAUUAGAUAUGAAGCCAUACUUAUUGUCUGUUUUACAGUUAAGAAUGUUUAUGAUCAGAAUUAUACAAAGGAGUGUGACAAAAUUUCACAGGAGUUGGCCAUUUUCAGGUGUAACCUAUCACACUACCAAUAGCAUGCUUUUGAUUUUAACUGUAUCAUCAAGUCUUAAAUGUGUAACCUCUGCAAUUGUUGUAUUUAAUGGUCUCUAUGUUUUGUGAUGUCUAUUUUGCAUAAACUCAACCACAAGGUUCAUGGCACCUGUGGUAAGUUUCAUGGUAAGCAUUUUAUUUCAGCUUCAGUAUACAGGAGUCUUCAGCCUUUCUCUUUCAGCAGAUUGAAGUAAAUCUUGUGAAUUGUG